Molecule: messenger RNA, 1736 nt
Organism: Protobothrops mucrosquamatus (brown spotted pit viper)
Lineage: Eukaryota; Metazoa; Chordata; Lepidosauria; Squamata; Viperidae
Gene: SUPT4H1
Product: SPT4 homolog, DSIF elongation factor subunit
Exons: 5
Coding region: 62-415 (117 amino acids)
Biological process (GO): positive regulation of DNA-templated transcription, elongation; regulation of transcription elongation by RNA polymerase II; mRNA processing
Cellular component (GO): nucleus; DSIF complex
Molecular function (GO): RNA polymerase II complex binding; zinc ion binding
Source: RefSeq, a predicted model, not a curated record
UGACGUAUGUUUGGCUGUCUGCUUUCUUCCCUUAGGUGUAUGCUGCCGGUUGGUGGUGGUCAUGGCGUUGGAAACGGUACCUAAAGAUCUGCGGCACUUGAGGGCUUGCUUGCUGUGCUCAUUGGUCAAGACUAUUGAUCAGUUUGAGUUUGAUGGUUGUGACAACUGUGACUCCUAUCUCCAGAUGAAGGGGAACCGUGAGAUGGUUUACGAUUGUACUAGUUCUUCUUUCGAUGGCAUUAUUGCAAUGAUGAGUCCCGAGGACAGUUGGGUCUCCAAGUGGCAACGGAUCAGUAAUUUCAAGCCAGGCGUGUAUGCUGUGUCAGUGACUGGCCGUCUGCCCCAAGGCAUUGUACGGGAGUUGAAGAGCCGUGGAGUGGUCUACAAAUCUCGGGAUACAGCCAUAAAGACCUAAGAAUAUCUGGUUCCUCAAAUAUUGUGUCUUUCCAGCUUCCUUUUCCCAUAUGGACUAUUCUAAAGAUAUGGAGGAUGAUCUCUACAUGGGUCAGGUUGUUAUUAGGGGCUGCCUACUAGUGGCUUCAUUUUUCUGGCUUUGAGCUAGAUAUGAAGGGUUGUUUCCGGAAAGACUUAAGAAAGAGGUGCCACUAAUUCCCAAGUGUUUCUGAUUUCUAUUAGCUGUUUUUAAUAAAUUUGAUUAUAGCAUCAGAAAUCUGCACUCUGGCUUUUGCUGUUAAAAGUUUUUUGUCUUCCUGUAGUAGAUGAGGUGUUCUAGCCUGCCUGGGCUCAAUUUCUAGGAUUUUCUCUGAGAGGAGUACUACAUAUUCCAUAAAAGAUAGAGAUAAGAUUUUCUCUUAUCUUUCGUAGAAUAUGUACUAGUAUUUUUGAUUCAAGACUUCCAUAUUAGUUAAAUGUUUUCCUCACUUUGCUAUAUUUUUGCAUAAGGCAACUUUUUACACAAGAAAAUCUUUGAAUCAACUCAUUUUUUUUGUAUGCACUGAACUGUAAAUUAACCAAAUGGCUUGAGAUCAGACAACACGCUAAGCCGUUUAAAAAUUGGUCUAUCUCCUUGUAAGAGCAACUAAGCAACUUAGUUUGUAACAGACCUGUGUAAAUACAGCAAAAAUUGGUCAGAUUCGUGAUCAGUUCUCAAUUCACUGGGAUCUUGGCAACCAAACCUCUUUUCCCUUCAAUUAUUGCUGGAACAAUUAUGACAGGAGAGCUUCUGAUGGGGAUCAUUUGUCCAUAUGCUCAUUCUGGUUAGGGUUCCAUUUAUAUAUCUCCUCUCAUAUCCCUAGCAGUCCACUAUGGACCAUCCAGUUGCUCUGAGCAACAGGACACUAGCAGUUUCAGCAGUGGACCAGCAGGCUGGCAGAGAUAGAUUGCAGGUUAUCUGCUGCCAUUUGUGUGGCAUGAUGAUAAUCACAGGAGAUGUCAUGGGGAAAAUAGGAGGAAGAAGUAUUAGGUAUGUUCCCUGCCUUGAGCUACCUAUAAAGUAAUAAAGAUGGGAUAAAAACCUAGUAAAUAAAUAAAUAAUACAAGAAGGUAAUAUUUUCCGUGAUGGGCAUUACAUGGCUGAGGGUUACAGGUUGCUUGCCUAUAUCUUAAAACAUGGGUCUAAAACGUCUUAUUAGUGCUGCACACAGUCUCUGAAAGCUCUAAGUAUGACUCCAGAAUCACAAGUUGCUGUUGAAUUGUAAUAUCUGGUGUAAAAGAAGGAAAGAAAUAUAUUGGGGACAAUAAUAUUAAUUGCAACGUAAUUUGCAUUACAUGAAAUU